CUGUGUGACUCCUUCGCGAACCAAGCAGGCUCAACAUGUCCCCCUCUGUGGUAUCAGCUACUGCCGCGGCCACGGCUCACUCGUUUAACAAAAUUCUGAAUCAGUCGAGGAAUCCGUCAAAACAGCGGUCAGCAGCAGACGUAGAGGAGUCCAUAAAGAAGCUACGGCGGCUGAUACUCGUCGAUGGCAUCCCCUCAUCGGUCGUACGUAACUCUCGACUAUGACUUCAUCCCCC
This is a messenger RNA of Phanerochaete carnosa HHB-10118-sp, 235 nucleotides long. RefSeq lists its product as uncharacterized. Bases 36 to 224 code for a protein of 62 amino acids. The record is from RefSeq and is a predicted model, not a curated record. The transcript has a single exon. NCBI's taxonomy places the organism in Eukaryota, Fungi, Basidiomycota, Agaricomycetes, Polyporales, Phanerochaetaceae.